UUAUAAUGAUGAUGUAAGCUUACCGAUCCGUAACUCCUCAAAAUUCCUUACUUUCACUAUUCUUGAAUUUCCCGUUGUUGACAAGCGGCUUAACUAUGACGUCAUCAGGCUUACAGGAACAGCUAACAGCGGUCACGCUGAAAUAGGUUACGUUGCUUUCUUACUUUUCUGGUCAGUUGUUUAUGCAUAGAACCCAAAAAAUGUUUUCCAACAGGGCUAAGUUUAACCACUUUCUGCAAACUUUGAGUGUUACACUACUUCAUGUGGUGCAGUUCUCUGGAGCCACACACAUCCCGAGCAUCAUCAUUCUGUAUCAAUUGUUCUUUUAUACACCUUUGUGGCCGUUUGUGCUUCUUUAUUUGUCAUGGACGUAUCUCGCCGAGUGGAAAACCCCUGAACGUGGUGGAAGAGAUCUUCUGAGGAAUUUCAUGAGACGGCUCCCUAUUUUCAAGUUCAUGAGGGAUUACUAUCCUAUCACACUCGUUAAAACUAGAGACCUCGAUCCACAGAAGAACUAUAUUUUUGGAUAUCAUCCUCAUGGAGUUUUUACCGAAGGAGCAUCGAUAGGAUUGAAUACAGAAGCAUGUGGAUUUAGUGAAAAAUUCCCUGGAAUCAUUCCGCAUUUGUCCGUGACCUCAGUUAUACUAAAACCCCUGUUAUACCGGGAUUUUGACAUGAACUGUAAUCAAAUGGAGAUAUCUAUCAUUUUCAGGUGCGAUCUUGUCCCUGUGUUUGGCUUUGGACAGAAUAAUCUUUAUCUUAAUAUAAUUGGCGGCAGUAGUUGCUCCCAAUAUUCACGGCCUCAACUUUGGUUCAGAAAUUUCACCUCUUACCUCAGAACUUGUUUUCUUCCGACACGAUCUCCAAUCAACGUCGUAGUGGGAUCGCCUAUUUCUGUUUCCAAGAUUGAUAAACCAAGGAAGGAAGAUAUAGACAAACUUCACACACGGUACAUAGACGAACUAAAAGAAUUGUACGAGAACUAUAAGGACAAAUAUCACCCAUCAGAGAGAUCUGAGUUGUUGAUCAUCUAGUUACUAAAAGGGAAAUUGUUUGAAUUUUUUUUUUUAGUCUCAAUAAAAUGUCACUAAUAUA
Molecule: messenger RNA, 1095 nt
Organism: Pocillopora damicornis (cauliflower coral)
Lineage: Eukaryota; Metazoa; Cnidaria; Anthozoa; Scleractinia; Pocilloporidae
Product: 2-acylglycerol O-acyltransferase 2
Biological process (GO): triglyceride biosynthetic process
Cellular component (GO): endoplasmic reticulum membrane
Molecular function (GO): diacylglycerol O-acyltransferase activity
Source: RefSeq, a predicted model, not a curated record